AAGAAUUAUUGUCAUUCAAUAACUUUCCUUCUGAAACACCAGAAGAUUUUUAUCAGCUAUUAAAGUGGAUGGCAGAAAAAGGAUUCAAGUCGACAAAGAAAUUACGACCUAAAUAUUUUUUUGGAUUUGGUAGAGGAUUAAUGACAGAAGAACCAAUACAGUCUGGAGAUGUGAUUUUGUCAAUUCCUGAAAAUUUACUCAUUUCACCCCAUCUUGUUUUGAAAUCUUAUCUUGGCACAUUUUUUGAAAGGCAUUGCCCAAAUGCUUCCGGGCAAGAAAUCUUGAGCACUUUCCUAAUGUGCGAAAAAAUCAAAGCAGAAACAUCAGAAUGGUAUCCCUACAUAAAAUCACUGCCGAAAUCAUACAGCUUGCCUUCAUAUUUUUGUGAUCAUGCUUGGUCUCUUCUGCCUGAGUCCAUCUUUGUUGAAGCCCAAAAACAUUCUGAAACUCUGAAAAGAUCUUUCGAAACACUGACCGACUUGUUUAGGCAUUUAGAAAUUGCUCAUCCAAUUUUUCGAAGCGGUCUGGAUUUUGAGCUGUAUAAAUGGGCCUAUUGCAGUGUCAACACUCGUUGUGUGUAUUUGAAAUGUGCUGGGAAAAGUUGCCUUGGAGAGUCAUGCACCUAUCAUCUUUCACUAGCGCCAUUUUUAGAUCUCUUGAAUCAUCAUGUUGAAGCACAGAUCAUUGCAGGUUUCAAUGAGGAGAAAAAGAAGUUUGAAAUAACAUGCUUCAGGGACAUCAAGAAGUACUCUCAAGUAUUCAUUAAUUAUGGAUGUCACAGCAAUAGGAAACUUUUCCUGGAGUAUGGUUUUGUCAUUCCCAGAAAUUCCAAUGAUUGUAUACCAUUUACAAUAGAUGAAGUAAUUUUGUCAAUUCACUCCUGCAAAAUUUCUCAUCUUGCCAGAAAAUUGAGCUUCAUUCAGAAAAAACAUCUGACAAGGGCUCUUUCUUGUUCAUGCGAUGGAAUUAGCUGGAACCUAGCAAUUGUUUUGCAAAUUUUAUGCUCUGAUCAUGAUGUCAGAUGGUGGGAAAGCAACUUUCAUAAUGCACUCGAAGCAAGGCAGGAUGAAAAUACGUAUGAAACAUUAAAGAGGAAUCUCCUAUUGUUGAAACUUCAAGAAUAUAACUUAAAAUCAAGUAAAAGUAUGGAACAUGGAUGUUCUGAACAUCACUUAUUAAUUAAUGAUUUAUUACAGAUAGAAAAAUCAAUUCUAACUAAAGCUUUGCAAUAAAUUAUAAGUUUAUAUUUUUAA
Messenger RNA from Uloborus diversus, 1253 nucleotides. Its product is annotated as SET domain-containing protein 4-like. The transcript is spliced from 7 exons. Lineage: Eukaryota; Metazoa; Arthropoda; Arachnida; Araneae; Uloboridae. The record is from RefSeq and is a predicted model, not a curated record. The coding region runs from base 69 to 1232 and encodes 387 amino acids. Gene Ontology annotation, biological process: peptidyl-lysine trimethylation; peptidyl-lysine dimethylation; positive regulation of transcription by RNA polymerase II. Gene Ontology annotation, molecular function: histone H3K4 methyltransferase activity; transcription coactivator activity; protein binding.